CGCACGAACACUACAUCCGGGUGUUGUAAGGCACACACAUUGUGAAAUUUAGCGAAAUUUAGACAGAUACAUUUAGUAAAGCAGCAAACGUUAUGGAGCCCGAUUUAAUCCAGGAUUCAUUGAAAAAGGAAAACUUUGAAGAUUCUGAUUUUGGACCAAAUUUUAAAAGAUUAGAAGUUAAUGACAACGUCAGAGAACUUCAGACAGUUCUCAGAGAUAAGACAACUAACAGAAGUGACUUUGUCUUCUAUGCUGACAGACUGAUUCGACUGAUUGUAGAAGAAGGGUUGAACCAGCUACCAUACAGAGAAUGUGAAAUUACUACACCAACAGGUAACAGGUACGAUGGACUGGUGUAUGAGAAGGGCAACUGUUGUGUAAGCAUUAUGAGAAGUGGAGAAGCAAUGGAACAGGGUUUAAGAGAUUGUUGUCGGUCAAUCAGAAUAGGGAAGAUACUGAUACACAGUGACGAGGACACACACGAUGCCAAAGUUGUCUACUCCAAGCUACCUCCAGAUAUAGCUAACAGAAAAGUUCUUCUCAUGUAUCCUAUAAUGAGUACUGGUAACACUGUGAUCAAAGCUCUCAAUGUUUUGAAGCAAAGCAAGGUCCAAGAAAAGAACAUAAUUCUACUGAAUCUCUUCAUUACUCCACAAGCUGCAAAAGCAAUCAUUUCUAAGUUCCCGGAUUUGACAAUUUUGACAUCAGAGGUUCACCCAGUGGCGCCAAACCACUUUGGACAGAAGUAUUUUGGCACAUCAUAGCAGACUUAGUGGUAGACAAGAGAUAUUGAUACAUUAAGUCAGGAGUUGUUUUCUUGAUUUUUUGUAUAGCCACAUAUCACAAAUAGUGUUAUAUAGGGUAGUAAAUGAUGCUGAACUUAAUAUUUCCCAUAUCUUCAGUUCAUCACGGACAAAAUGGAAAAAUGAAAUAUACAGUCAUGUAUAUGAGAAUUUGUUUAUCAUAAAAAGCUACCCUUUAAACUAAAUGUUACAAGAUCAUUUAUAUAGAUAAAGCAUUGCAAUUUGUGAUAAUUAAAUUUAAUGGUUACUCCUUUUAGAUUAGCACAGGUUCCUGCAUAUGUAAGCGUUGCAUUAUAAAUCAAAGUUACACAGGUCUGAGUUUUGAUUGAGGCAGAUUUUCACUGUUAAUACUAAAAGUAUCAUGUUUGAAAUUUUAUGUGUCUUCAAUACUGCUAAGAAUUGUGCCAGUGAAAUAAAAACUUGAUUGUCUCAAGUAAGCUGUUAAAUUUUAAGCCUUAUCUAAAGUUCUUAUAAACUGAAGUUAUCAUAUAACAGUGUGAACUAAGGUUGCACAAAUAUCGUAUUAAUUGUUGAUCUCCUAUACAUAUUUUUGAUGAUCUUUCUUUCUCCACAAAUGCAGUAUGAUUGAAGACAUUUAGCAUAUUGUUUUACUGCAUUGUUUAAGAAUUACUUCACUUUUACAUGACAGUAUGAACGUUAGAUUUUAUAUCUGUAUUAUAUAGUUUGAAAGUGUAUGAUUGUUUAGUACAAUAGGAAGUUGUUUAUGAAACAGCAUCAGAGGGACUGGUAAUUUUAUUGUAUGUAGCAUUUUAUGUGUAUACUAUUUCUGAGGUCAGUGGUAUUGAGUGUGUUCCAAAUAAAAGCAUUAUUUGAGAUGAAAAUAUUCAACAGAACAUAAUGUACAUUUAGUUUUUAGCUCAUCUGAUUUUUUGAAAAAAAAUGAUGAGUUAUUGUCAUCACUUGAGCGGUUGUCGGCGUCCGCGUCCGCGUCGGCGUCGGCGUCUGCGUCGGCGUUGCCUGGUUAAGUUUUAUGUUUAGGUCAGCUUUUCUCCUAAACUAUCAAAGCUAUUGCUUUGAAACUUGGAAUACUUGUUCACCAUCAUAAGCUGACCCUGUAUAGCAAGAAACAUAACUCCAUCUUGCUUUUUGCAAGAUUUAUGGCCCCUUUUGUACUUAGAAAAUAUCAGAUUUCUUGGUUAAGUUUUAUGUUUAGGUCAACUUUUCUCCUAAACUAUCAAAGCUAUUGCUUUGAAACUUGGAAUACUUGUUCACCAUCAUAAGCAGACCCUGUACAUCAAGAAACAUAACUCCAUCUUGCUUUUUGCAAGAUUUAUUGCCCCUUUUGGACUUAGAAAAUCAGUUUUCUUGGUUAAGUUUUAUGUUUAGGUCAGCUUUUAUCCUAAACUAUCAAAGCUAUUGCUUUAAAACUUGCAACACUUGUUCACCAUCAUAAGUUGACCCUGUAUAGCAAGAAACAUAACUCUGUCCUGCUUUUUGCAAGAUUUAUGGCCCCUUUUGGACUUAGAAAAUAUCAGAUUUCUUGGUUAAGUUUUAUGUUUAGGUCAACUUUUCUCUUAAACUAUCAAAGCUAUUGCUUUGAAACUUGCAACACUUGUUCACCAUCAUAAGCUGACCCUGUACAGCAAGCAACAUAACUCCAUCCUGCUUUUUGCAAUAAUUAUUGCCCCUUUUGGGCUUAGAAAAUCAUUUUCUUGGUUGAGUAUUAUGUUUAAGUCAACUUUUCUCAUAAACUAUCAAAGCUAUUGCUUUAAAACUUGCAACAGUUUUUCACCAUCAUAAGUGGACACUGUACAUCAAGAAACAUAACUCUAUCCUGCUUUUUGCAAGAAUGAUGGCCCUUUUUAGACUUAGAAAAUCAUGGGUAGGACAAUAUUUCUAUUACACAAAAAAAAUCAGAUGAGCGUCAGCACCCGCAAGGCGGUGCUCUUGUUUUUAGCUCACCUGUCACAAAGUGACAAGGUGAGCUUUUGUGAUCGCGCGGUGUCCGUCGUCAGUGAGUGCGUGCAUGCGUCCGUAAACUUUUGCUUGUGACCACUCUAGAGGUCACAUUUUUCAUGGGAUCUUUAUGAAAGUUGGUCAGAAUGUUCAUCUUGAUGAUAUCUAGGUCAAGUUCGAAACUGGGUCACGUGCCUUCAAAAACUAGGUCAGUAGGUCAAAUAAUAGAAAAAUCUUGUGACCUCUCAAGAGGUCAUAUAUUUCACAAGAUCUUCAUGAAAAUUGGUCAGUAUGUUCACCUUGAUGAUAUCUAGGUCAAGUUCGAAACUGGGUCACGUGCCAUCAAAAACUAGGUCAGUAGGUCUAAAAAUAGAAAACCCUUGUGACCUCUCUAGAGGCCAUAUAUUUCACAAGAUCUUCAUGAAAAUUGGUCAGAGCGUUCACCUUGAUGAUAUCUAGGUCAGGUUCGAAACUGGGUCACGUGCCUUCAAAAACUAGGUCAAUAGGUCAAAUAAUAGAAAAACCUUGUGACCUCUCUAAAGGCCAUAUUUUUCAUGGGAUCUGUAUGAAAGUUAGUCUGAAUGUUCAUCUUGAUGAUAUCUAGGUCAAGUUCGAAACUGGGUCACGUGCGAUCAAAAACUAGGUCAGUAGGUCUUAAAAUAGAAAAACCUUUUGACCUCUCUAAAGGCCAUAUAUAUCAUGAGAUCUUCAUGAAAAUUGGUCAGAACGUUCACCUUGAUGAUAUCUAGGUCAAGUUCGAAACUGGGUCACGUGCCUUCAAAAACUAGGUCAGUAGGUCAAAUAAUAGAAAAACCUUGUGACCUCUGUAGAGGCCAUAUUUUUCAUGGGAUCUGUAUGAAAGUUGGUCUGAAUGUUCAUCUUGAUGAUAUCUAUGUCAAGUUCGAAACUGGGUCACGUGCCAUCAAAAACUAGGUCAGUAGGUCAAAUAAUAGAAAAACCUUGUGACCUCUCUAGAGGCCAUAUUUUUCAUGGGAUCUGUAUGAAAAUUGGUCUGAAUGUUCGUCUUGAUGAUAUCUAGGUCAAGUUCGAAACAGGGUCAUGUGCGGUCAAAAACUAGGUCAGUAGGUCUAAAAAUAGAAAAACAUUGUGACCUCUCUAGAGGCCAUACUUAUGAAUGGAUCUCCAUAAAAAUUGGUCAGAAUGUUCACCUUGAUGAUAUCUAGGUCAAGUUUGAAACUGGGUCAUGUGCCUUAAAAAACUAGGUCAGUAGGUCAAAUAAUAAAAAAAACCUUGUGACCUCUCUAGAGGCCAUACUUUUCAUGGGAUCUGUAUGGAAGUUGGUCUGAAUGUUCAUCUUGAUGAUAUCUAGGUCAGGUUUGAAACUGGGUCAACUGUGGUCAAAAACUAGGUCAGUAGGUCUAGAAUUAUUAAAAUCUUUUGACCUCUCUAGAGGCCAUAUUUUCAAUGGAUUUUCAUGAAAAUUGAUCUGAAUGUUCACCUUGAUGAUAUCUAGAUCAGUUUUGAAACUGGGUCACGUGUGGUCAAAAAUUAGGCCAGUAGGUAUAAAAAUAGAAAAACCUUGUGACCUCUCUAGAGGCCAUAUUUUUCAUGAGAUCUUCAUGAGAAUUAGUGAGAAUGUUCACCUUGAUGAUAUCUAGGUAAAGUUCAAAACAGGGUCACGUACCUUCGAAAACUAGGUCAAUAGGUCAAAUAAUAGAAAAACCUUGUGACCUCUCUAGAGACCAUAUUUUUCAAUGGAUCUUCAUGAAAAUUGGUCAGAAUUUUAUCUUGAUAAUAUCUAGGUCAAGUUCAAAACUGGGUCACAUGAGCUCAAAAACUAGGUCACUAUGUCAAAUAAUAGAAAAAACGACGUCAUACUCAAAACUGGGUCAUGUGGGAGGAGGUGAGCGAUUCAGGACCAUCAUGGUCCUCUUGUUUACUGAUUUUGAAAUAUGGUACUGUAGUUUCUAUGUGUAAAUUACUUAUUGUAGGACUCUUAAAUUCUGCUUAUCUCAUUGGUGGGUAACUGGUCACAUGUAGGUCCAUAGAAAGUGAUAUUCACUGCAAAGAGUGGUAUUAUGAUAAUAUUAAAACAGACCAACAUGCUAUACUAAGUAUUGAUUAAUUUCAUUUGAAAAUCACAUUUGCAAAUUAUGGUGUGUUUGGGGAUAAAAGAGAUUUCUUAAUUGGGUGAUCCAAUUUUUUGGUAGUUAUAUUUUGAUUCAUAGUACAUUACAAGUGUUUUAAUAGAAUAGGGUUGGCUGUCUUUUGAUAUGUUGUUUUCUUGCAUACAACAAGCAUUAAUUUUACUUUUUAGCUCAUCUGAUUUUUUGAAAAAAAUGAUGAGUUAUUGUCAUCACUUGAGCGGUUGUCGGCGUCGGCGUUGCCUGGUUAAGUUUUAUGUUUAGGUCAGCUUUUCUCCUAAACUAUCAAAGCUAUUGCUUUGAAACUUGGAAUACUUGUUCACCAUCAUAAGCUGACCCUGUAUAGCAAGAAACAUAACUCCAUCUUGCUUUUUGCAAGAUUUAUGGCCCCUUUUGUACUUAGAAAAUAUCAGAUUUCUUGGUUAAGUUUUAUGUUUAGGUCAACUUUUCUCCUAAACUAUCAAAGCUAUUGCUUUGAAACUUGGAAUACUUGUUCACCAUCAUAAGCAGACCCUGUACAUCAAGAAACAUAACUCCAUCUUGCUUUUUGCAAGAUUUAUUGCCCCUUUUGGACUUAGAAAAUCAGUUUUCUUGGUUAAGUUUUAUGUUCAGGUAAGCUUUUAUCCUAAACUAUCAAAGCUAUUGCUUUAAAACUUGCAACACUUGUUCACCAUCAUAAGUUGACCCUGUACAGCAGGAAACAUAACUCCGUCCUGCUUUUUGCAAGAUUUAUGGCCCCUUUUGGACUUAGAAAAUAUCAGAUUUCUUGGUUAAGUUUUAUGUUUAGGUCAACUUUUUCUCUUAAACUAUCGAAGCUUAUUGCUUUGAAACUUGCAACACUUGUUCACCAUCAUAAGCUGACCCUGUACAGCAAGCAACAUAACUCCAUCCUGCUUUUUGCAAUAAUUAUUGCCCCUUUUGAACUUAGAAAAUAAUUUUCUUGGUUGAGUGUUAUGUUUAAGUCAACUUUUCUCAUAAACUAUCAAAGCUAUUGCUUUAAAACUUGCAACAGUUUUUCACCAUCAUAAGUGGACACUGUAAAUCAAGAAACAAAACUCUAUCCUGCUUUUUGCAAGAAUGAUGGCCCUUUUUAGACUUAAAAAAUCAUGGGUAGGACAAUAUUUAUAUUACACAAAAAAAUCAGAUGAGCGUCAGCACCCGCAAGACGGUGCUCUUGUUGAUUCUUACAGUAAUGUCCUUUUUUUUUCAGAAUAAAAUGAGUCAUAAGAUAUAAAAAUAAACUUUCUGACUAUUGGUGAAUAUCCAGUUCUGUGGACCUAACCAAAGUGUUAUUCACCUCAUCAUCAUACAAUAAACUGUUUACUGGAAUAAAGGUAAGAUGAUUGAAAGUUCAAAUCCAAUAUAAGUCAUGCGUUUUUCUUGAUGAUUGACUGAAGAUAAUGUGUCAGGUAAUUUGGCCUUCACAUCUCUCAUCUAUGUGGUAAUGUUGUUAGUUUACUUGUGGAGAACCUGUUAAAUACUGAUCAGAUUGGAGGGACACUGGUCAGGUUACACUACUGCCAUAUGUUACUAAAAGUUGUAAGAACAAGUGCUUUAAAUCAAUAAAACAUACAAAUUAAGGUAAGUUUACUAUCACAACAACGUUCAUCCCAAAAAUAUAAUUUAUUUUAAUAAAAGUAUUUACAUUAAUUAAUUUGUAAGCAUCAAAUGUAUAUAUUGUUGUUGUUUCUCUUGGAUAUACUGGUGGUGUGAACAUGGCUGUUAAAACCUGAAAUUGGCUGGUUAUUUUAUGAAGUGUUUACAAUAUUGCAGUCACAAAAGUCAAACUACCAAAAAUUCAUAGGAUACUAAUAUCAAUAAUUAUUUUCAAAUAUGACAACAAUCAAACUCUGUGUUGGAGCACAAGACAACGUAAAUACAUAACAUGUUACGUCUACCAUUUCAGAAAAGACUAGGACCUAGUGCUUUAAUUGGGAUUUCGUACAGCCACACCAGCGUUAUGGCCUGUUACUUGGUCAAAAAUGUGUCCAUCCGUAAUGGUCAUUGACUUAGUCGAAAACAUGCAUAAAAAGGUAUAAAAGUUUGUGUGGCAUGUAUCUUAAGACGUAUUUGACUUGGGGUCAUAAAACAUUAGAGGAUUAUUACAUAGCAUGAGAAGUUGUGCACCUGGUGUUCUGUUUGGGAUUUCACUCAGCUAGACAGGGUUACGGUCCUUAACUUAGUUAAAAAUAUGCAUUAAGGGCAUAAGAAUUUGUGUCCCAUGUAUCUCAAAAAGUUAUGGACAUAGUGUCAUAAAACAAUACAGGAUCCUUACAUGUCAUGUGAAGUUCUGUUUGCAAUUUCAUGAAGGCAGACCAAAGUCAUUGUUCUUGACAUAAAAUACAGAGAAGGUGCCUAAAUGUUUGUGCUUAAAAAGUAUUACACCUAGUCAUUAAAUCAUGCGCAAUGACAGGAAAUCUGGGGCAUUUGUAUCCUGUGGAUACGUAUCUAAUUUUUUCCUUGUUUUUACACUUCUGUAUACUACAUUUGUAGUAGUAAAAAUUGUAUUUGGUACAUUUUUGAUUAAUUUUACUUUGAAAUACCAGUAUAAUGACUUUGUUCUACAGUUUAAUGUUUUAAACUUUUUGCCAGUGAAUGUCUUUUUAAAUUUUACAUUGUUAAUAUUGCUUGUAACAAAUUUCAAAUGGGUUCAGAAUGUGUUCAUGUUUUCAGAUCUAUUGUAUAAAGUAACAGUGCAUGUCAUGUACAUAAUAAAGCUUUAUGAUUCUAA
Messenger RNA from Mercenaria mercenaria, 7556 nucleotides. Its product is annotated as uracil phosphoribosyltransferase homolog. The record is from RefSeq and is a predicted model, not a curated record. The transcript has 7 exons. The coding region runs from base 93 to 764 and encodes 223 amino acids. NCBI's taxonomy places the organism in Eukaryota, Metazoa, Mollusca, Bivalvia, Venerida, Veneridae.